Neurospora crassa OR74A is the source of this 2146-nucleotide messenger RNA. RefSeq lists its product as hypothetical. Gene Ontology annotation, cellular component: ribosome. Gene Ontology annotation, biological process: translation; ribosomal small subunit assembly. The record is from RefSeq and is a predicted model, not a curated record. The transcript is spliced from 2 exons. The coding region runs from base 383 to 1312 and encodes 309 amino acids. Gene Ontology annotation, molecular function: rRNA binding; mRNA binding; structural constituent of ribosome. NCBI's taxonomy places the organism in Eukaryota, Fungi, Ascomycota, Sordariomycetes, Sordariales, Sordariaceae.
CGGCGCACCAACGUCGUCCUCGGGAAAACUCCGGAAAGGCGAACGGCUCCAAAAAAUUGUUCCUGAAGUCCCGCUCUCCGGGGCUCCACUCGAUGCCACUGCCGCCGGCCAAACAUUGCAGAGUCCGCCGAGAUCACGAGUGUUCGAGUCCCUCCCCCCGGCUGCUUCGCGGGUUCGUUGCGUGCGCGUAGUAGUGUCUGUCCGCCCCGUGUUUGAGUGGUGUUUCCCAAGCCGGCCCGCCCUCCGUCCGCCGCCUUCGUUCUGCCCCCCCGCGCCGUGUGUGUGUACCCCCACCGUCGUCGUCGUCGCAAGCCGAUUAGCCAGCAAACUCAACCACCACCAUCACCACUACCGAACACCCGCAUCACCACCACAAACAAAGAUGCCUGCGAGGUUGGGUCUCAGUGCCGCCUUCCGGUCCCUGUCCAUCCGGACAAACCAAUUGCCUCAGCAGCAAUCGAUUGCCGCCGCCGUGCAGGCGCGCACCCUCAUCACAGAUUCCACCACCUCGUCGAGGCUACCACCCAGAGUCCAAAUCCAGCAGCAACAACAACAAAGGACACAACCAUACUCGACCGAGACCACCCCUCCUCCCAACAGCAACAAUGGUGACCUUGCCGGCAUUGAAGGCCAACCACCAGUAGAGGUCACCCCCGAGAACGCUGCCGCCCUGUCCCAGUUGUCGGAGAUCGCAUACGGUGUCAAGGCGGCCGACGUCGCGAUCGAGGGCCACAAGUACGGUCUGCCUACGCUGCCGCUGCCGUCGGAGCUGCACCACAAGUACCGCUACUCGGAGGUCGUCAACCACGCUACCAAGCUACUCAUGAAGGAUGGAAAGCUGAGCAAGGCGCAGAGGGACAUGGCCAUGAUCCUAAACUACCUCCGCUCCUCGCCCCCUCCCAAACUCAACCCCUCGCGCCCUCUGAUCCCCGGCCACCCUCCGGCCUCGCACCUGCCGCUCAACCCGGUCGAGUACCUCACGGUCGCCAUUGACUCGGUAGCGCCCCUGAUCAAGAUGCGCGGCUACAAGGGUCUGGCCGGUGGUGGUCGCUCUCUCGAAGUGCCGCAGCCCAUCCCGGCGCGCCAGCGCCGCUCCACGGCCUUCAAGUGGAUUCUGGAUGUGGUCAACAAGAAGCCGAGCAAGGGAUCCGGUCGCACCAUGUUUGCGCACCGCGUGGCUGAGGAGAUUGUGGCUGUCGUCGAGGGCAGGAGCUCGGUCUGGGAUAAGCGGAUGUUGAUUCACAAGCUGGGCACGGCCAACAGAGCCAAUCUGAACUCGCCGGCGCUGCAGUUGAAGGGCAAGAGGUUCUGAGGUUGAUUGGUUGAUUGAUUGAUUGAUGGACACCCUGUUAAGCCAACAACAUAGCGAAGCCAAGCAAUCUCUGACCGACAGCCUUUUUCUUGUGUAUACUAGUUUUUUGUGUGUGUAUGGAUAUGUAUGCUCCUACUUUGCUGCUGCUGCUGCUGCUGCUGCUGCUGCCGCCUCUGUGAUGGAGCGAAAAAGCCGGUGAAAGGUUUUGGGCUCAUUGUGAAGCCGGGUGUCUUGUCUUAGCUUGUUUGGUUACGGUUCUGGCGAGGUUGAUGGUGGCCAAUGACCCUUGACUGACCAUAUUCUUGGAUUUAGAGGUAAUGGACACAAACAUACUACGCACAACCUAUAGCUACAAUGUGGUUUAAAAAAAGGUCAGCAGUGGAUCUCAGCCUGGAGUGAUCCGGCUAAGAUAUCGACACACGGGCUGUACAAUUUGUAUACGAGUUUCUACAGGAUUCUGAAUACCACGGCUUGUUACAUGACGAGGAUUGUUUGCUGUCUUGUCAGAUGACUUUUAUCACGAGCAUCGCAGGAGGUCGAAUAACUUGGGGUUUCGAAUGGAGUUGUAGCAAGAGAGCCGUCAACAGGAGUGAUCCUUGUUGCGAGUAAUCUUUUUUGAGGUGUGCUCAGGAGCAGCAUCGAUAGUCAUAAGGAAGUAAGAGGAAAGAACUUGAUAUUCAUAACCAGUAGAUGAUAACUGAAAACCGACCACGUCAAUUGAGUUUGUCGGUCACAGAAAGUGGGCUCUAAUCACGCUCAGGACGAUGCAGUGUGACAAGCAAAGACUAGGUACCCAAACAUCCAUCACAUGCGCAAUUACGUCUCCUAGAUCAC